AAAGUAAAAAAUCUUAGAAACAAAUAUUCAAAUAAGGGUCUUUUAGAAAUUUAUUUGAAGAUUGCAAAAAAUAAUCCUGAAUUCCAUAUUGAGGCCAAGUAUAAAAUUGCAUUUCACCAUAAAACUCAUAGGAAAUACAAAGAUGCACUAAAAAUUGCUAAAGAAAUUCCUGAUGACUACAAAAAUAUAAAGAUGCUUAUGGCUUCUUGCUAUAAGAAAAUUAAUGAUGUAGAAAGUGCUUUUAAACUCUAUAAAGAAAUUGCAGAUAAAAAUAUAUCUUCACAAUUAGAUGCCAAUGGCUGUGAUCUGCAAGAUUUUUGGCCUGCAGAACCAAAAGAGCCUAAAAUUGGUGCGAGUGGUGUUUAUUGA
Dentiscutata erythropus is the source of this 369-nucleotide messenger RNA. Lineage: Eukaryota; Fungi; Glomeromycota; Glomeromycetes; Diversisporales; Gigasporaceae. The record is from the annotation of a GenBank genome assembly.